Microthlaspi erraticum is the source of this 1719-nucleotide messenger RNA. The record is from the annotation of a GenBank genome assembly. NCBI's taxonomy places the organism in Eukaryota, Viridiplantae, Streptophyta, Magnoliopsida, Brassicales, Brassicaceae.
AUGGAGGCUUUUGGUGGGUUUGUAAUGGAUGAGCAAGCGAUUCAAGUGGAGAACGUCUUCUUACAGUUCCUAAAGAGUUUUCGAUUAGAUGCGAACAAGCCGGAGCUGUAUUACGAAGCGGAGAUUGAAGCGAUCCGAGGCGGCGAAUCGACGAUGAUGUACAUCGAUUUCUCACAUGUUAUGGGUUUCAAUGAUGAUCUCCAGAAAGCAAUUGCCGACGAGUAUCUCAGGUUUGAGCCGUAUUUGAGGAAUGCGUGUAAGCGGUUUGUGAUCGAAAUGAAUCCUUCUUUCAUUUCUGAUGAGACUCCGAACAAAGACAUCAAUGUUUCCUUCUACAACCUCCCUUUCACAAAGAGGUUGAGGGAGCUAACAACUGCAGAAAUAGGGAAGCUGGUGUCGGUGACUGGUGUGGUUACUCGAACAAGCGAAGUGAGACCUGAGCUUCUUUACGGGACGUUCAAGUGCUUAGAUUGUGGCAGUGUUAUAAAGAACGUUGAGCAGCAGUUUAAGUACACACAGCCUACGAUCUGUGUGAGCCCAACUUGUUUGAACAGAGCAAAAUGGGCACUGCUUAGACAAGAGAGCAAGUUUGCGGAUUGGCAAAGAGUAAGAAUGCAGGAGACUUCAAAAGAGAUACCUGCAGGUUCCUUGCCACGGUCGUUGGAUGUCAUUCUGCGUCAUGAGAUUGUGGAACAGGCCAGAGCUGGUGAUACGGUUAUUUUUACGGGGACGGUAGUUGUUAUACCUGACAUAUCGGCACUGGCAGCACCUGGAGAGAGAGCAGAAUGCCGUCGAGACUCAUCACAGAAAAGCUCCACUGCUGGACAUGAAGGUGUCAAAGGUCUCAAGGCUCUAGGAGUUAGAGAUCUUUCGUAUCGGCUUGCCUUUAUCGCAAACUCAGUGCAGAUUGCUGAUGGUAGUAGGAGCACUGACAUGAGGAACCGCCAAAAUGAUUCUAACGAAGAUGAUCAGCAGCAGUUCACGACAGAGGAGCUAGAUGAAAUUCAGCAGAUGAGAAACACUCCUGAUUACUUCAACAAGUUAGUUGGAAGCAUGGCACCAACCGUCUUUGGUCAUCAAGACAUCAAGCGUGCAGUUCUACUUAUGCUUUUAGGCGGCGUGCAUAAGACAACUCAUGAAGGCAUCAACCUUAGAGGAGACAUCAACGUUUGUAUAGUUGGGGAUCCCAGUUGUGCUAAAUCCCAAUUCCUCAAAUAUACAGCAGGCAUAGUACCAAGAUCUGUGUAUACAUCUGGGAAGUCCUCUUCUGCAGCUGGGCUAACUGCAACUGUGGCUAAAGAACCGGAAACUGGUGAAUUUUGCAUUGAGGCUGGUGCUCUUAUGCUUGCUGACAAUGGAAUAUGUUGCAUUGACGAGUUUGACAAGAUGGAUAUCAAAGAUCAGGUGGCUAUUCACGAAGCGAUGGAGCAGCAAACGAUAAGCAUAACAAAAGCCGGGAUUCAAGCAACCUUGAAUGCAAGGACAUCAAUUCUUGCAGCAGCUAAUCCUGUUGGUGGCCGAUAUGAUAAAUCUAAACCCCUUAAGUAUAACGUCAAUCUUCCACCUGCCAUUCUCUCGAGGUUUGAUCUUGUGUAUGUUAUGAUUGACGACCCUGAUGAGGUAACGGAUUACCACAUUGCUCACCAUAUCGUGCGAGUACACCAGAAGCACGAAGCACUUACAUGGUUUGUAUCCAAAGACAUGAAAAUAAAAUGUUAA